ACCCGUGCAGAAUCCAUGAGGCCGGAUCAGCCGGCAUCAUCCUCCCCUCCGUGGAGCUUCCCUUCCCUGUGUCCCUCUCGGCCUCCCUCCCCGAAGGGUCUGGGACUCAGGAAGGACCCAGGCCUUCAGCAAGGCCAGUCCAGUAUCGGCACAAAUGAGACUUCUACAAAACCUGUGACACAGUCUCCUGCAUCCUCAAACCAGUCCAGCCCAUCUUCAGUUUCCACGACUGCAAUAGCGACUUCCACAGCACAGAGCUCAAGUUUACAGAAGACAGACCAAGUCCUGGGAAGCAGCUCUGCAAAUUUCACAGGCUCACUUCAGCCAAGCAGCUCUGGGACUCUAUCCCCUGACCCGAGUAACACAGGUGCUAAAACUACCAUGGACUCACAGGCCGGGAGCCCUGGCCAUCCCGCUGCCACCACCACCUCUGCUGCGCCUGAGAACACAAGCAACGAGAGUGUCAACCCUGCCACCACGCAUGCUGUGCCCACUUCACAAAGCCAACUAGAGACCUUUCCGUCUCAGGAUUUACCCCUGAAGACCACAGCACCCACUCUUACCCCUUCACUGCCCAGUUUAGGAAGCUCUAACCCACUGGCUAGUGCUACUACGAUGCCCUCCGGGAGCUCUCCUCAGGGACAGAUGAGCUCUACCACACCUUCCAGUAGUUCAGGCCUCCUGCCUUACUCUGGUCUCACCCCCACGGCCCAGAGGACACUCACCACUAAGGCCCCAGUGGACCUGUCAUCUGGGACUCAGCAGGCCUCCGGCACGUGGACAGCCAGCCAGGUGCCAGUCAGCCCCAUGUCGGGCAGCCAGAUGUCUCCCAGCCCUUCAUCCUCUUCCUCUGUGACACCACAGCCCACGGAUUCUCCAGCGGGAACUGUGACUGUGCCUGGCGUCAGGGGACCCACAAGCCUCAGCACUGUUUCGGCUUCCCAAAGUCCCAGCAUACCCACUAAACUCUGGAAUUUUGGGAAUAAGACGGUACUCUGCGAGUCUCUCAAGGAGCCGAUCGAUAAGCUGCUUGUCUUGAACUUGACAAGCAAGGGAACCAACCCAGGAACCAACCACUGCAAUAAGAAUCUCCUGAACGAGAAUCUGCUGACAGUGCUGUGCCGAGCAGUCAAAGCCAACUUCAACCCUGGUCAAGAUAAUUGCAACGUACAGCUAGCACCUGUUCCCAAUGGCCAUGCUGUGGCCAUCAAAAACAUCAGCUUUCAGACAAACCUUCUUCCCACGGAUGUGUAUAAAUCACUGAAGGACCAAUGGGAUGAACUAGAAGAGUUGGGAGUCAGUGACAUGAAGCUGGGGGAUGAUGGUCCACCAGAAAUGACCGAGGACCGCUACAGCAUGCCUCUCAUCAUCACCAUCGUCUGCAUGGCAUCUUUCUUGCUCCUCGUUGCAGCCCUCUAUGGCUGCUGCCACCAGCGCUUCGCCCAGAGGAAGGAUCAGAACUCCCAUCUUGACAGUUCCACCCAGAUCCCUGGUUCUCAACCCUGGCUGCGCACUAGCAGGAGCCGUAAGAACAUUCCCAUGCCUAGCUUCCUCACACGCCAACGGGAACCCGAUCUCUGGAUCAGUCAACGACUUACUGAGGAGCUGCAGACAGUGGAAAAUGGUUACCAUGACAACCCAACCCUGGAAGUGAUGGAGACCUCUUCUGAAAUGCAGGAGAAGAAGGUUGUCAACCUUAAUGGGGAGCUUGGGGACAGCUGGAUCGUCCCUCUGGAUAACCUGACCAAGGAUGAUCUAGAUGAGGAGGAAGACACACACCUCUAAUCUGGUCUGUUGGCCACACCUGUCAGCGCCACAGAGCUGCAGACUGACCACCCAAAGUGCCAUUUGGGCUGGGGAGGAAAAUGCCUCCCCAUUCAAGGAGGGAAAGACUGGGGAGGGAGUGGACUAUGAGGGUUACUUCCUCUCAAUUCCCCCCGGGCCUUAAUUUUUUCCCUUUUCAAAAUGAACAAAUCACAUUCUGUCUAGAUUCUUCUCAUAAAAUAACCCACUAGUGCCUGAGCUCAGAGCUGCUGGGAGAUGAGCAGAAGGGACAGGGAGAAAGAGCUAUGGAUCCUCUAGUAGAAUCCUUCACUGUAGGUGACAUGACUGAGGCCUAAGGAGGGCAGCUGGCUGCUGCACAAGGUCACACAGCUACUAGAUGACAGAGAUUCUUCCCUUCAGUCCAGUGCUCAUUUGGACCAAGUCACACUGCUGUGCCCACUUGUACCCUCUCCUCAGAGCUUCUACAACAUACGAUAAGGGGGGACUUGGAAAGGAAAGCAGGCCUGUACCAUUUCAGGGGAUCUGACUGCACAAAAGGACAAAUCCCAAGUUUCUGUCUCCUACCCCAGUCCUGUCUGCCAGCUUUCUCUUUCCCUUUCCAAACCCUUUCACUCCCACAGUCCCACAGGUCAUUCAUGAUCUUGGAUCCCUUGUUCUGGAUUUUGAUCUCCUUGCUUAAUGAGGUCAGGACCUCCUCUUUCCCCACAGUGAAUGAGAUCUGAAGAAGGGAUUGGUAGGUGGGUAGGGAGAAAAGGGGAGUGUCUCACCCCAGGAUGGCCUCCCCAAGGCAGCUGAUUCAGGCUCAGUACUCACACUGGCCCUUCCCCCAAGACUCUCCUUGAAGAUGCCCCCCAAGAUCUCCUUUGGUCUUCUACACUCACCAGGGACUGAAAUCUGCAGUAGUAACUGAAAGCAAGAUGUUUCUCUUGUUCACUGCUAGCUGAUGGGAUGGAUCCCUGAGGCCCAGGUGUUAAGAGUCGUCGUCACAGGGCAGCCCUGUCUCAGGGCCCCUGAUGGGCAGAGAUGUGUUUCAGUAGACAAUCAGUUGAAACCACUGGAAGACAGGUGUUACUGUUUCAUAGAAACUCAGGGACUUUUCAAGUUGCUGAGAGUUUUGUUGUAUUUGUCUGGGUUUUUUUUUUCAAUUGUUUGUUUUUAAUCUAGCCCUCCAUUGCCAAAGGUCAAAACUCAUACUGGAGACUUUCAGUCAGUCUGAUACCAAUUCUCCUGUGCCACUGUAAAUGGCCCAGAACAUGCAGUGAAUUUUAAAGUCCCUAAUUUACCACUGUCCCAUGUGGACCUAGACCUGAAUGUUUCCUCUUAUAUGUUCCUGGUGGGGCCUUAACACCUCUGCUGUUUCUGGUGGCAUCUCAGGGAAACACAAAGCCAUGUCUAUUCCCCAACGUGGUUUUUAUAGGCUCAGAAGUUAGGUGCCUGUAGACAUAAUGAAGGGGAUCUCUUACAGCAAUUCUGAACUUUUGGCCAUGGUCUGUAUUGUUCCUGGGACAUAAAUUCCCUGCAAUCAACUAUCUGCUUUGGCAAAACUUAAAUAACAAAAGGUAGGGGGAGCUAGGGAGAAACCCUUUGUCUUUCCCUUGCUGCCAGAGUCCUUCUUUACAGUCUAGCUUUCUGAUACCACAGGAAAAAGUACAGCCAGAGAAUCAAGGAGGGCCCCCAGCAAUUUCUCAAGAGUUAGAUGCUCAAUGCUCAAUUGACAAACAUCUGCCCUGUUCCUCUAGCAUUUGGGGGUGGGGCAGGAAGGAAAACAGUGUCAGGUUAAGGGUAUCACAGGAAAUAUUUUUAUUCUGGAAAGUGGUCUGCUUGCUUCCUUACUGCCCACCACUGGGUUCUGUCUACCCAGCUAGUUUGUCAUGGCAUCUCUGUGAAAGGCUAGAUUACUGCUCCUUUGGAUAUUCUGGGUCAUGCUGACCAGGUAGGGCAUUGGACAGAGAUAGCAAAUAAUUGCUUCUGCAAAAUGAUCAGACAUUGCCACCUCAGGGGCUUUCUAGAGAUUAGAAUACUGCAGGCACUAAGAAGCAGAAAUGAUGGUCAAGAAGAAUCACCACGGCUCUGUCCAGGAAGAAGCUGGGGAGGCUUAGAGCUGACCCAGAGGUUCCUACUUUCUUUGGAUCCAAGUUGUGCUGCCUUUUAGUACAACUUCAGAAUAUAUGAUACCAGACCUUGGCUUGCUCUUGCUGGUAGCAUCUGUAAGUUACUUUCUUCCCAUGUCUUUAUUGGGUUCUCUGUGCUAUCUGGUACUUGCUUGUGGGGCCAGGAAGUUAAGAGAAACACCAGGGGCUCAGCUCGGCAAGACUUUAAACCAGUUGUACCAAAGAGAAGUUAGGAGCUCUUUAUUUUGGUACAAACUGUAGUUUCCCCAAGCUGUAGAAACCACGAAUCAAAAGCUACAAAAACCAUGGGUCUGAUGAUUUUGAUUGGAUGGAACCCAGUGGGCACUGAGCUGUCAUAUGAAGUGGGGAGAGAAGCCACUGUGCCUAUGAAGUAUGGAAGAACAUGCAUCUUAAGACAAUGAGAGUUAAUCUAGAUACACCAGAUUUACCCUUCCUUGAUAAGGAAAACAAGCGGGUUUAUUUAAACUACUACUUUGAGAUUUAUCUUCCUUUUUUUUUGACAAUAUACUGGAGGAACUUUGAAGAACAAAUUCAAAGUGAUGUAUGUUUUGACAAUGUAAAUACAACAGCCACAUGUUA
This is a messenger RNA of Fukomys damarensis (Damara mole-rat), 4496 nucleotides long. RefSeq names its product podocalyxin like (gene Podxl). The transcript is spliced from 9 exons. Gene Ontology annotation, cellular component: microvillus membrane; apical plasma membrane. The coding region runs from base 16 to 1785 and encodes 589 amino acids. The record is from RefSeq and is a predicted model, not a curated record. NCBI's taxonomy places the organism in Eukaryota, Metazoa, Chordata, Mammalia, Rodentia, Bathyergidae. Gene Ontology annotation, biological process: negative regulation of cell-cell adhesion; positive regulation of cell-cell adhesion mediated by integrin; regulation of microvillus assembly.